Messenger RNA from Alosa sapidissima (American shad), 1402 nucleotides. It is a transcript of the gene xrcc4, whose product is annotated as X-ray repair complementing defective repair in Chinese hamster cells 4. Gene Ontology annotation, molecular function: DNA binding. Gene Ontology annotation, cellular component: DNA ligase IV complex; nucleus; DNA-dependent protein kinase-DNA ligase 4 complex. Lineage: Eukaryota; Metazoa; Chordata; Actinopteri; Clupeiformes; Clupeidae. The transcript has 8 exons. Gene Ontology annotation, biological process: response to X-ray; double-strand break repair via nonhomologous end joining; positive regulation of ligase activity. The coding region runs from base 105 to 1172 and encodes 355 amino acids. The record is from RefSeq and is a predicted model, not a curated record.
CCUCACACUUCCUGUGUUACUCUGGAAGUGACGUAGUAACAUUUUAAAGCAGCUACAGAAGCCGGGACGUUUCGCCUUUCCCCAUUUCAUGGUUGCGUACGGUGAUGGAAGUUAGUCUCCGUCAGAUCACCGUUGCCUCUGACCCCGAGCGCACUUUUUUUCUCAAGGUCGAGUGGAAAGAGGACUUUGGAGCUGGAUUUGUAAUUCUGCUGUGUGAUGGAACCUCUGCAUGGACAGGAGAAGUCUCGGAGGAGGAGGUGUCCCGCGAAGCCCAGGAGAUGGAGAUGGCGAGAGAGCGGUAUGUGGAUGACCUCCAGGUGGCUCUGACUGGCAAGGGCACAGCGGCCCUGGACUACGCCUUCCACCUGACAGCUGAGCGGGGCCAGGGCCACGGAAGUGCCGGGGGACUCCACCUGUCUUACGAGAAGGUGCAGAAAGACAUCUCGUUCAGGUUGGGGGCGGUGGAGCUGACGCCGGUCCCGGAGCCCGCGGCGGUGGUCAGGGGGCUCAUCGCCCACGGGCUGGAGCGUGGCGGCCGGCUCCACGGCAGGAACCAGCGGCUGCAGCAGGAGAACGAGAAGCUGAGGCGGGAGCAGCAGCGCAUCACCGCAGAUAUGGAGCGCUAUGUCACUGGGAAGGAGACCCUGGAGCAGGAGCUCUACAGCCGCUUCGUCCUGGUCCUCAACGAGAAGAAGGCCAAGAUCCGAGCGCUGCAGGCUAGGGUGAAGCAGCUGGAGGAGUCCCUGGAGGAAGAGCGCGAGCAGAGGAAAGCGGCCAAGGCAGAGUGCAGCAAGGCAGCGGAGAGCACGGGCCUUGGGCCGAGUCCAGCGAGGGAAGAGAGCGACUAUGGAGCCAGCACUGAGGAGGAAGAGGAAAAGGAGGAGCGGCCAUCAACCUCUGGCAUCAGAACCUCUGCCAAAGACGCGUUCCGCUGCAGCCCCAUAAUGGAAGAUGGCUCCAGCGACAUCACGGACGUGGCGCCCAACCGCAAGCGCCGCCACCGCCACCUUCAGCAGUUGGAGGCCCAGGCCAAGAGGCAGGCUCUGGAAGAUUCGCACAGGUCCAGAAAUGAGCAGACACAUGCCAAGGCAGAGGCCAAAGAGACCGCCCAACGUCCAGCAGAAGUCCCUAAAGCGAAUCCGGAGCCAGAGGACCUGUUCGACGACUUCUGACCUCUUCUGUGUCCAUUUUUCCGCAUAUCAGUGGGAAGGAUGCUGUUUUUAACCAUUCUUUUUUUAAAACUAUGAAGAAAUCUGCUGACAAUAGAUGAAACAAUUUCCAUCAUUAAUUUAAGCACUUAUAUAAUUCUGUGAAUAGGCAGAACAUUUGCAGUUUUAUAAGUCAGGGUUGUAAACACUGUUUUUUUAAGCUGUAUAAAUGUCAAUAAAAUAUUUUCUUGUUA